Monascus purpureus is the source of this 1491-nucleotide messenger RNA. The record is from the annotation of a GenBank genome assembly. NCBI's taxonomy places the organism in Eukaryota, Fungi, Ascomycota, Eurotiomycetes, Eurotiales, Aspergillaceae.
AUGUCCCAUCCUGACAAAAAAGACGGCUAUGUCGACGCCCUCGAUGCCGUCGACGCCGAAAGCGCCAGUUCCCCCGACAUCUUGGCUGCUCUGGUUGCCGAGGAUCACCAACAUGAUAUCAAGCUACGCACCAUGUCGUGGCACAAGGCGGCCUGGUUGCUCGCAGGAGAUCAGGUCUGUCUUGCCAUCAUGGCCCAGUCAUGGUCUCUCUCCGUUUUGGGCUGGGUUCCAGGAAUCAUCACGAUGGUGGUUGCGGCUAUCUUCUUUUGGAUCACCUCCAUUACUAUGCACAAGUACAUCAUGAAGCACCCCCAAAUUAUGGAUAUCUGUGAUUUUGGAUACUACGCCUUUGGAGAGAGCAAAAUUGCCUACAUCUUUUCCGGAUUCAUGUUGCUCGCCAACAACAUCAUUCUUAUCGGCUUCCACAUCCUUACCGGUGCCAAGGUCAUAAACACUCUGUCCGAUCACUCGCAGUGUACUGUCGUCUUUUCGGUGAUUGUCAUGUUGAUGGGUAUCGUGCUGUCCAUCCCAAGGACACUGGCCCAUGUCUCGUUCAUGUCCAUGUUCUCAGCCUUCUGCAUGGGAAUGGCCAUCCUCCUCUUCCUCAUCUUCGCCGGUAUCGAGAAAGCCCCUCUGGUCGGAUACAAUGGAAACUACCCCUCCGACGGCCCAGUGAGAACCUACGCCUUUCCUCUCCCCGGCACCACUUGGGUCGCAUGCUUGAACGCCGUCUUGAAUAUUACUUUCCUCUGGGUUCCUCAGAUCUUAUUCCCGAGCUUCAUCGCCGAGAUGGAAAAGCCACAGGACUUCCCUAAAUCUCUCGCCAUCCUCACCGUCAUCUCUAUCAUCCUAUUCAUCGUGCCCCCGGCCAUUGGAUUUAGGUAUCUGGGCCAAUAUUCCACCGCCCCUGCAUUCGGCAGUCUGGGCGUCGUCAAAUACAAGAAGGCGUCCUUUGCAUUCGUCAUUGUCCCCACCCUUAUUAUCGGCGUCAUCUACGCCAACGUCACUGCCAAAUUCAUCUACACCAGGAUCAUGCGCAAGUCGAGGCACGCACACAGCAACACCGUCGUUGGAUGGGCCGUCUGGUUCCUCGUGAUGGGCGCCAUCUGGGCUGUUGCUUUCAUCUUCUCCGAGGUCGUCCCGAGCAUGGGAGACUUCCUCUCUCUUCUCGGUGCGGCUUUUGACUCCUUCUUUGGCUUUAUCUUCUUCGCUGUUGCCUAUUGGCAGCUCUUCAGGGGGAAUCUGUUUACCGGUCUCGGCAGGACGGUUAUGACUUUGAUCCAUUUUGUUGUUCUGCUUAGCGGGUUGUUUCUGCCUGGCCCGGGACUUUAUGCGGCUGUUGAAGCCAUCAUUGCUGAUUACACGGCCGGCGUUUCGCCGGCUUUUAGCUGUGCCAAUUUAGCCAUCUAGACUUGGGCUUGUUGAGUCAAUUUGAGGUGUGUAUAUAUAGCCCUUCAUGAAGAUUUAUGUUCAGAACAAUCUAGUAUCUCU